This is a messenger RNA of Elgaria multicarinata webbii, 7602 nucleotides long. RefSeq names its product transmembrane protein 94 (gene TMEM94). The coding region runs from base 427 to 4551 and encodes 1374 amino acids. The record is from RefSeq and is a predicted model, not a curated record. The transcript is spliced from 33 exons. NCBI's taxonomy places the organism in Eukaryota, Metazoa, Chordata, Lepidosauria, Squamata, Anguidae.
CACACUUAUGAUACUCUGGAGUAAAGCGGGUAAUUUGCCAGUAGCAAGGAUGGCGGGUCUAGAGGUGUUUGGGGAGAUGGAGUGAAGGGUUGUCUCGGGGCAUCCUCGAGUUAGCGGGGGAAGGCCCCAGGAUCUGCCUGUAUCCCCAGAGACGAAAGGAAGGAGACAGCAGGAUAAGUCUGAUGGUGUCACUAAAGUACACUAACUGAAGUUCAUACGUUAUCUUGAGGAGGACCUCUCGUGGAGUGGUACUGGCGUGCUUCUGGGUAUGCGCUAUGCAUUGAGCAACCAUGGACUGCAAGGAGAAGCGUCUGCGUUGCGCUCUGCGCACUCUCUCCCUCUCUAUUGCUCUCUGCUUCUCUGUGGGUGGCAGCACUGGAAGUUGCUCUUCUCAAGGCUCCAACUGGUGCAGCAAUCUUAGCCCAGAUGCUUUUUAAGCAGACAGAUUUGUGGAUGUCCCAGCAAGCCAAAAGUGGCAAAGAUGAAAUGACUGCAAAUUUGGGUCUGACCACAACAAAGGCCCUGACUAUCCUGAGAGACCAGCUAUCCACACUGCUAGAGGGCCAUCAGAAGGAAAGGAAGAAAGUGAUUUCAUGGAAGGAGGUGUGGAAGACCAGUUUCUUGUACCAUGGCAACCGUUGCUCCUGUUUCCAUUGGCCAGGGGCAUCCCUGAUGCUGCUGACAGUGCUGGUACUAUUAUGCUGUUAUGGGAGCCAGCCGCAAGGAAGCGAAGGUUCUGAAAUUGUGAAUGCCUUGGCGCUCUUCCUCCUGGUGCUCCUUGAUCUCGUCUUGAUUGGACGGCAGGAGAGACUGAAGCGCCGAGAAGUUGAGAGGAGGCUCCGGAACAUCAUCAACAAAAUAAACGAUGCCUUAAGGGAUGGCAAAGAACUGAACUGGGCAAACGCCACGUACCCUGACCUUCACAUGCCUUUUGCCCCAUCUUGGUCACUGCAUUGGGUCUACAGAGAUGGCCAUCUGGUCAACCUCCCCGUCAGCUUGUUAGUAGAGGGUGAUGUUAUUGCUCUGAGGCCAGGACAGGAGUCCUUCACUUCUCUUAGAGGGAUUAAGGAUGAUGAGCACAUAGUCCUUGAGCCAGGGGAUCUCUUUCCUCCCUUUUCUCCUCCACCCUCCCCAAAUGGGGAGCUAAAGAAGGGACCUCAGAAUCCCCAGCUGUAUCGACUCUUUCGUGUCACGAAAACUCCAGUGAUUGACAAUGUCAGGUUGUGUUUGGACAUGGCUUUGUCACGGCCUGUGACUGCUUUGGAUAAUGAAAGGUUUACAGUACAGUCGGUGAUGCUCAAGUUUGCUGUUCCUAUUGUGCUGAUUGGUUUCCUGGUCACCAAUGCUAUGCGCUUUGUUUUCAUGGCUCCUGGAGUAGUCUCUUGGCAGUACACAUUUCUUCAGCUGCAGGUCAAUGGUGUCUUGCCCAUCCUCCCACUGCUGUUUCCUGUCCUGUGGAUUCUUGCUACAGCCUUUGGUGAAGCCAGAGUCUUGGCCCAGAUGAGCAAGGCCUCACCCACUUCCCUGCUGGCUAAGUUCUCAGAGGACACACUCAGCAGCUACACAGAGAUGGUUUCUUCCCAGGAAAUGAUCAGGUGUAUCUGGAGCCACUUCCUGCAUGUUCUGAAGGGCAAGUCUCCAACGCUCACCUUCACCUCUAGCUUACUUCACAGCCUGGGAUCUGUCACAGUGCUUUGCUGUGUGGAUAAGCAAGGAAUUCUGUCCUGGCCUAAUCCCAGUCCAGAGACGGUUUUGUUCUUUAGUGGCAAAGUGGAACCGCCUCAUAGCAGCCAUGAAGACCUGACGGACGAACUCUCUACGCGCUCCUUCUGCCACCCAGACAUGGAUGAAGAGCCCCAUGAAAGGGAUGCUCUGCUCUCAGGGCCUUUGUCAGAUGUGGUUCGCAUCACCAACGAACAAGACCGGGCUGAGUGGUCCACCAGCAACACCCCCAAAUCUUCUGAUACUCAUAUUCACAAGAAACCAGUCACCCGCAGCAAGCACCCUUCAGGGUCCAACGUGAGCUUCAGCAAGGACAUUGAGGGUGGGGAGGAGGAUUCUAUGCAGGUUGAGGCUGACAGCGAGGGACUUGCGUGCGAGGCGGAAGACUUUGUGUGCGAUUACCACUUGGAAAUGCUCAGCCUGUCGCAGGACCAGCAGAAUCCCUCCUGCAUCCAGUUUGAUGAUUCCAACUGGCAGAUGCACUUAACCUCCCUGAAGCCCCUGGGCUUGAAUGUGCUGCUCAAUCUGUGCAACGCCAGCGUGACGGAACGCCUGUGCCGCUUCUCCGACCACCUCUGCAACAUCGCCUUGCAGGAGACGCACAAUGCUGUGCUGCCCGUUCACGUGCCCUGGGGGCUCUGUGAGCUUGCCCGGCUUAUAGGCUUUACACCUGGUGCCAAAGAGCUUUUCAAGCAGGAGAACUACUUGGCCCUUUACCGCCUGCCAUCGGAUGAGAUGGUGAAAGAGGUGAUGCUCGGAAAACUCUCAUUCAUCACCAAGAGGAGGCCGCCUUUGAGUCACAUGAUCAGCCUUUUUGUGAAAGACACCACUACCAGCACUGAACAGAUGCUUUCCCAUGGAACUGCUGACAUCAUCCUUGAGGCCUGCACGGACUUCUGGGAUGGCUCUGAUAUCUACCCGCUGUCGGGCUCUGACAGGAAGAAAGUGUUGGAUUUCUACCAGCGUGCCUGUCUGUCGGGUUAUUGCUCUGCCUUCUCUUACAAGCCCAUGCACUGUGCCUUGUCCUCUCAGCUCAAUGGCAAAUGCAUAGAGCUGGUGCAGGUCCCCGGACAGAGUGCCAUCUUCACCUCCUGUGAUCUCCCUGGGACUACCCCCAUCAAGCAGAGUAGCCGGAGGAACAGCUGGAGCUCGGAUGAAGGGAUUGGGGAAGUGAUGGAGAAGGAGGACUGUAUCCAGGCUCUGAGUGGCCAGAUCUUCAUGGGAAUGGUCUCGUCGCAGUAUCAGGCCCGAUCAGAUGUUGUUCGCCUCAUCGAGGGACUAGUCAAUGCCUGCAUUCGUUUUGUCUACUUCUCUCUGGAAGAUGAACUCAAGAGCAAGGUGUUUGCUGAGAAGAUGGGUCUUGAGACGGGCUGGAACUGUCACAUAUCCCUCACACCCAAUGGAGAUGUGCCUGGUUCUGAAAUCCCGCCCUCCAGCCCCAGCCACGCAGGCUCUUUGCGUGAUGACCUUCAUCAGGUCUCUCGAGACGAUGCAGAAGGCCUUUUGCUGAUGGAAGAAGAAGGACACUCGGACCUUAUUAGCUUUCAGCCGACAGACAGUGAUAUCCCCAGCUUCCUGGAGGAUUGUAAUAGGGCCAAACUUCCACGGGGGAUCCACCAGGUGAGGCCCCACCUGCAGAACAUUGACAACGUGCCUUUGCUCGUUCCUCUGUUUACAGAUUGCACCCCAGAAACCAUGUGUGAGAUGAUCAAGAUCAUGCAGGAGUACGGGGAGGUCACCUGCUGCCUGGGCAGCUCUGCUAACUUGCGCAACAACUGCCUUUUCCUUCAGAGCGACAUCAGCAUAGCCUUGGAUCCACUUUAUCCCUCCCGCUGCUCCUGGGAGACGUUUGGUUAUGCCACCAGCACUAACAUGACCCGUAUCUCUGAUGAGCUCACUCCUCUCCAGCUGUCUGGCCAGUUGAACAGCUUGUCCUGCUCCCUGUCUAUUUAUCCGGAAGAAACCAUUGGGAUCGUCAGACUUAUAGAGCAGGCCCGGCAUGCAACAUAUGGCAUCCGCAAGUGCUUCCUCUUCCUCCUCCAAUGUCAGCUGGCUCUGGUCAUCAUCCAGUUCCUCUCUUGCCUGGUGCAGCUGCCUCCCAUUCUCAGUACCACAGACAUUUUGUGGCUCUCCUGCUUCUGCUACCCAUUGCUAAGUGUGUCCCUCCUGGGCAAGCCCCCUCAUAGUUCCAUCAUGUCUAUGGCUACUGGGAAAAAUCUGACCUCCAUUCCUAAAAAGACUCAGCACUACUUCCUGUUCUGCUUCCUGCUGAAAUUCAGCCUCACCAUCUGUUCCUGCUUGGCUUGCUUUGGCUACACGCUGCAAGAUUACUGUGCAAACUUCAACUCAUCUGCCUUCAAUGUGAAUGUCACAGGCUGCUCCUCCAUCAUGCUGCACAGUGCAGAAACCCCCCCUGAUUGGUUUGGGUCAUUUUCCAACGUUCUUCUCUUGGCCCAGAAGUUUACAGCUGGCAUGAUUGUCUUACAUACUGUGUUUAUCUCUGUCACCCAUGUCCAUCGCACCAAGCCACUGUGGAGGAAAAGCCCCUUCACUAAUUUCUGGUGGACCCUGACGGUAGCAGUUGUAUUGCUGGGUCAGGUGAUCCAAACCCUCCUGGACCUCAAGCUCUGGGUAAACCUUGAGUCUCCUGUGACCUACAAAAUGGAUGACAUUCCCAUGGCCUCCUGGCUGCUGGGUUUGCUCUCCCUUAUCCUUGUCGUGAUCAUCAAUGAGACGGUCAAACUCCACGAAAUCAGGGUUCGAGUACGUUACCAGAAAAGGCAGAAGCUGCAGUUUGAAACCAAGCUGGGCAUGAAUUCUCCAUUUUAACCCCUCCACCAGCAGGAGAUGCCCUGGAACUGCGAACCCGAGAACUGGAGGGCCUGAGGACUGCAUGUUCCUUUCCCACACAGCUGUGUCACUUUGCUGGGAGAGAAAAACAGCCGUACAUGUGAAUCCCUCUGGCGGGUGUGGAUCAAAAGAGACCAGCCCCAAGGUUGGGACAGCUGCAGCAGGAGCUCUGGAUGAAGGUUCAGUGCCCAGGGGACAGACAGCAUGGACGGCACACAGGCUGCUGCUACUGUUAUUUAUUUUAGUACCUCUUCCCUUGGGAGCUCCUUGUAAUCCAGCGUAUGCCGUUUUGCAAGGAAUUUUUAUUAUGACGUGGCUUUCAGCCUUUCACGAUUGGACAUUUUAAUUCUCCGCCCCUCUUGCCUUCCUGACCUCCCUGUCUGUCCCCUCUGUUCAUGUGUGGUGAUGCAUCUCGCUUCUGGUAGUUCUGGGGAUGCUGCACGUUUCCCCCAGGAGGGAAUGAAAGCUAGCCUUUCCUGCUAGCUGGCCCUACAGAAGGGUCCCAGGGAAGCGUUGCCCAGAACAAAGGCGCCUUCUCCCAAUUUACAGAGAGGAGGCUGCCCUCUCAUGGAAGACCCACAGGACUGCAGCAUGCCUGGCAGGAGGGCUUGGGGGAGAUUUGCUAAUGAGUACAAAAGUGACUCUGCAGGCAGGAUCUCCAGUUGAAUUCCUUUGGGAUGUAAAGUGCAUAACGCAGAGUUAACAGGCAAGGCCCUUCAUCCCUAUAGUGAGAGUUUUCUUUAGGGAUAAGAAAGUUGUGCUUUUGUGAUGAUCUCAGCUGGGCCAUGUUCCAUAAGGAGAUUCUCCCUUAAUGCUCAGUACUAAAAGGGCUCAAUUUGUCUCUUUACUUCUCUCUCUCUCUCAUACAUAUAGUAUUUGAUAAAGCUUUUUGAAUGACCAGGGAUUGGGAGAUAAUGAGGAUCCGUGUGCUCCUAUACACAUAGAAAUCCAACUGCCUGGACCAGAUCUGUGGCCAAUGUUGGUUUCAUCCAAAAGUCUGUUCCCAAAAUAGAGACCCAGUCUGGGGCGGGGGAAUUCACCCAGUACUGGUGGGAAUCUACAUCCUCAAUCCAUCCCCUUUCUUACCUGCCAAUUUUAGCUAUGGUGGGUGAAUUCUGGAUGCUUUUUUGGCAGGAGGAAAUGACGAAGACCUCUGCUGACCAACCUCUCUUCUCCACAUGGCUCUGUUUAGGGGCCCAUACCAGGGGCAGCCUCUUUUUCAGCAGGACUCUUUCACUCCCCCCCCCCCCCACACCUCCUGCCCCAAUCACCCUUCAAUAUCAGGGCAUGUUUUGGUCAGGCAGAGGAUAUUUUGGAGUAAAUAUUUUGGGGAUAUUGUGGACUGAUGUGGAGUAUUCAGGAUUCCAGAAUGAACUACUCCUGAGGUGGGCAGAAUGUAGAUGCUGGGACUUCAACUCCUAGCAUUCUUGACCAUUGGCCAUACUGGCAGAAACUUCUGGGAUCUGCUUUCUGCUCACUCCUGAUCUACUUUACUUGUUGGGUACUUUGCCUAGAGCAACCUGGCUGGCAUGACACAUUUAUUAGUAAUGUGUUGUGAUUAUGUCUCUCCAUACGAGUUUAAAGAAAUGCCUAUUAAUGCCAUCUUGAAAUUGUCAGGGCAAGCCUUUUCCAACCUUGCGCCUUCCAGGUGUGUUGGACUACAACUCCCGUCAUUCCUGGCUAGCAUUGUGUAAUGUUAGAAGCAAGUGAUAGGAAUUUUAGUCCAAUGUGCUGCAAUUGUCUCCAAAAAAAGUUGUAAGAAAUUCCAAUUAAUUCUAGCUUGAAAUUGAAUGGGCCAGCCCUUUCCAAUCUGGUGCCCUUCAGCUGUGUUGGACUACAACUUCCAUCAUCCCUGGCUGGCAUUGUCGAACGCUAGCAGAGGGUGAUAGGCACCAGGUUCGAACAGGCUGACUUUAGACAGUCCAAAUCACCUCAUACUAUAUGUUUAAAAACAUUGGCCCAUUGUAGCAUGGCUGUUGCUAAAUCUGCUAAACUCUCUCUGCUUUCUUAAAGAACUGGUGAUAAAUUGACUAUUCAUGUUUGUGACUGAACACCAUUUGGGGGGUACUUUAUUCUUCCACAUUAGGCAAAAUGCUGGAUGAUGAUUACAUACUGUGACCUGAUGUUAUUGGGUUUCCUUCUGAAUGGGGGAAGAGAUCUUUGAUAUGUGAAGGAUUUUAAGAAGUUUGUAGCAUAUUGCUAGACCAGAAUACUUUCUAUAACGUCCACUGCACAUGACAAAGUUCUCAAAAGUUGUGGUGUGUAUGUUGGCUGUAGUUGAUUUUGGCUGGGAAUUUGGUCAGUAGCCUGUUUUAAAAUUUUAAAAUAGGUUAUUGUCUAGAAAUUGUUAAAACCACUUCUCCUUUUCUCUUUCGACAUAGCUGUUUCCAGCACGUAACUAAAAGUGUUUUCAUCUUCUCACUUUAUGUGAUAUGUGAAAUAUUUGGAAGUUAGGCUGAUUUAUAUUGGGAAACGGAUGCUGAUCGCGAUUUGCGAAGCCACAUUUAAACAAUUCCCUUUGCCUCCACCCCUGUCUGAACCAGUUGGGAGACCCACAGGAAUUUUUGGGGUGAUUUUAAAAUGUAAUACUUGUCAAAAGCGCAAUGGGGCAGUUGCCCAGCUAGAGAAGGUAUUUUUCUGUAGAUUCCCCCCACCCCCACCCCAUGAUGGUUGAUCAUUCUGAAAAGGACUUUCCUCCUUGCACUUUCAUACACACAUUUCCCUUCUGGAUUGUUCUCAGUUCGUCGAAACAUGAAUGAAUGAACCUUUUCGGUGGCUGCCUCUUGAAAGGCCUUGUUCCCUCAACCCCUUGGCCAACCAGGCCUUCAGAAAAGCGUGGGGGCACGGCAUUAGGCACGAAUUGAAUCCAUCAAAUUGUUUUUAAAUGGUGUAUAUUUUAUAUUUAAGAGAUUUUUGGGGAUGUAUGUAAAAAAAAUAGAUUUGUAUUAAAAAAAAACUUGUAAAUUCUAUAAAAAAGAAACAAAGAGCACCUGAUAUGAAUGGCAAUAAAUGAUUGUCUUUGAUACAAUA